AUGGACAACAAAUCCCCACGCCCUCACAAUACGCUGCUUGAGGUGCUCCAAAUUGCCUGCCCCGCUGCCAUUGCAAUGGUAUUCGCGACGCUGCCCACGGUCAGGCUACUGUUCACAACCAAGAGCAAGCGACGGAGCUACAGCACGACCAAGGCAGCGCGCGCCAGGCUUGAAUGGGCGUCCCCCGCUGUGUGCAUAACCUUUAUUGCCGAAGCGGUGUUGCACGCGGUCAGGACUCAACUCGGGCCAGAAGAGUCACCGGUCAAAGGCAGUCCGAUAUAUGCCCUGACGUCCAUCCUUGUCUGGGCAAGCAUCAGCGUUCUGCUGCUCGAGAGCACGGCACCAUGUUGGCCCGCCCAUCUACUUGCCUGGACAGCCGGGAUUGCGGUAGACGCUGCAUUGUUCGGCCUCACGGCGAGAGCCCUGUCGCUCGAUAGCCCCUGGGACAUCGCGACUCUGUGUGUUCACGCGACUCGGGUCUUCAUCCUGCUUGCUGCCUUCAUCUAUGGGUGCUGCUGCGUUCGAAGUAGCACAACAGGCGAGUCGGGGACCACGGAGGAGACUCGCGGUUUGUUAAGCGGCAAUACCACCGUACAUGACUCUGACUCAAGCUCUGCGACGGCAUAUGGCUCUAUUCCGGACGCCGAGAGGGGCGAAAACGAAGACACGAACGAGGACGCAUCGGGCGAUGAGGACGACGACGGCGAGCAAGAGAUGAAAGACAUGCAGCAGAAGCGACUCGAGGAAAGCGGUGGCUGGCUCGGUUAUUUGCGAAGCUUCCUCAUCUUUCUUCCCUACAUCAUCCCUUACCGCCACCGCCCGACGCAAUUAUGGCUCGUCGUCUCCGGGUUAUGCAUGCUGAUCGACCGCGCCCUCACCCUCAUGAUUCCGCGCCAGCUCGGGAUCUUGACUGAAUCGCUUGGCGAAAUGGCUGGCAGUGGUCGUGUCCCGUGGCAAGCGCUUGCUGUCUGGUGUGCCCUGCAAUUUCCUGUCUCGAGCACAACUGGGACGCUUCGAUCCAUGGCCUCGACACGCAUCUCGCAAUUUUCGUACCGAAGACUCACCGAGAGGGCUUUUGCACAUGUUAUGAGCCUUUCUAUGGAUUACCACACAGGCAAGAGCUCGGGUCGCGUCGCCAAGGCUAUCGAGCAGGGAAGCAACUUGAGCAGCGUUCUCAACAGUGCCUUUGGCAUUGCGCCAAUCGUCAUUGACUUCUUCGUCGCCAUCGUGUACCUCACGUCGGUGUUUGACGCAACCAUGGGGUUCAUCAUAAUCGCGACGGCCAUGACGCACACUUACUUCGCGUACAAGGGCAAUUCGAUGGUCAUGAAACGCGAGCGAGGGCUCAAUGAAGCCUCUCGCGCCGAGAGCGAGACACUUUACGACGCCAUCACCAAUUGGCAGACGGUGGCGUACCACAACAGGGCCGCGUUCGAGCUGGACCGCUUCUCGCAGGCAAUAGCGAACCAGACCACGGCGUUGCGAAAGCUACUCGACGGGUUCGAGUUCGUGGGUCUCGGCGAGGGGUUCAUCAUGACGCUCGGCGAGCUCGCGGCCGCUUCGGUUGUUGCAAUGCGCGUCGCCAAAGGGACGACCAGUCUGGGCAGCUUCGUGUUCCUCAUCUCAUACUGGGACGCCGUUCGGUCUCCAAUGACGUCCUUGUCUUGGUCGGUCAGAGAAGCGGCAUCGCACAUAAUCGACGCGGAGUGGUUGUACCAGCUCCUCCAAACGAAACCUUCGGUGCGGGAUCGGCCAGGGGCCCAGCCGCUCCAUUGGAAAGGCGGCCGUGUCGAGUUCAGGGACGUCAACUUCUCGUAUGGGCCGGAUCGACCCAUAAUCCAGGACAUGUCUUUUACCGCGGAGGCGGGUCAGUCCAUUGCGCUGGUCGGUGAGACUGGCGGGGGAAAGUCGACGACGCUCAAGCUCCUGUAUCGUUUCUACGACGUUACAAGCGGCAGCAUCGUCAUCGACGGGCAAGACGUGCGCGACGUGACGCUCGACAGCCUCCGCGAGAGCCUGGGCGCCGUGCCGCAAGAUCCGUCGGUGUUUGACCAGACCAUUAUGGAGAACGUCAUCUACGCCCGCCCUGGGGCCACCGAGGCCGAUGUCGUCGAGGCGUGCAAGGCGGCGCGUAUCCACCAUCAGAUUAUGAAGUUCCCUGAGGGGUACAACACGCGACUCGGAGAGCGUGGCGUUCGGUUAUCCGGAGGCGAGCUGCAGCGAUUGGCCAUUGCGCGGGUGAUGCUCCGACGGCCGCAGAUUGUGGUCCUGGACGAGGCGACGAGCUCGGUGGACUCGGACACCGAGGUGGCGGUACAGGCAGCUAUCCGCGAGCUGAGCAGAGACCGCACUGUUUUUACAAUCGCCCAUCGUCUGAGCACGAUUGUGAACGCAGACGUGAUUCUCGUGGUGGAUGGAGGGAGGAUCAUCGAACAGGGAAGUCACAGGGAGCUGCUGGAGUGGGGUGGAAAAUACUCUCGCCUGUGGGCGAUGCAGACGGUCGUGCAGGAUGAUUCGAGUUCCUGA
Molecule: messenger RNA, 2526 nt
Organism: Purpureocillium lilacinum
Lineage: Eukaryota; Fungi; Ascomycota; Sordariomycetes; Hypocreales; Ophiocordycipitaceae
Source: RefSeq, a predicted model, not a curated record